UUAUCUCAACCUCCUCGUUUUCGUUUCGGCAUCCUUCGACUGUCAAUGACGUGCCUCUAUUAAAGUCAUAAAAUAUUUUUUAAACAACCUGGUGGUUGCUGUUCGGUUUUAUUGUCGUUUUUUCUGCGCGUGUGUGCCUCCGCUGGUUUGACUCAACUGGCUUCCCGUUGGGAGGGAGGAGGAGGAGGAGGAGGAGGAGGAGAAGGGGGGAGGGGGUGCGGUCACCCGGGGUGAGGAUCCGUCCCCAGCUGAACCAGUGAGCGGGGGAGGAAACGACAGAGAGCCUUUGAGGAGCAGAAACAUGCAGACGUGAUGUGAAGCUGAGGUUUUCAUCAAAGGUUUCAGCAGCUGUUUGAUUUUGAUUUCUGGUGCCAUUACAGCACACUUCACCCCAAACCACCAACCCUCAGUCAGUUCCUCACACACCUCACAGCUCCCUCAAGUGUGAAAUCAGUGUUAGAAGAUGACAGGUCAGGCUGUGGGAGGCAUCAACCAGGACCUGUCGGUGCCCUCACUGCUGGCUGUAGAGGGGCCGGGGUCCAGGCCUCUGGGAAGGGCUGUGUCCUUCACUGAUGAGGCUGUUUCCAUCCUGACCUCCACAAGCCAGUUGGCCCAAACCCUCCUGAGUCACACCUUUUCCCUCAAACGCAAAGAGAGCAUAGCCAACGCUGAAGUGAAGGCUGGUAGCAGCUGCGAUGAAGACAACAGCAACGCUGCACGCCGCAAACGAGAGUUCAUCCCUGCUGAGAAGAAAGAUGAUGGCUAUUGGGACAAGAGGAAAAAAAACAAUGAGGCAGCCAAGCGGUCCAGAGAGAAGCGGCGAGCCAAUGAUAUGGUGCUGGAGAGACGAGUCCUGGGCCUGCUGGAGGAGAACGCCCGCCUGAGGGCCGAGCUGUUGGCCCUGAAGUUUCGCUUCGGCCUGGUCAAGGAUCCAUCUGAUGUUUCCAUCUUGCCGCUGUCUGCACCCCUGUGUGCUCACCCAACGCCCAGUACAAAACAUUUCUACCAGCCUCAUACUGAUGGAUCCUCAUACCCCAACACACUGCUCAGCACCCACCACGUCCACCCUCACCCUCCACAGCCAGGUGCCAUCUAUGGAUCGAGGGGAGCCGGGAUUCUGUCAAGUCAUAGUGUAUCCGAGGAGUCCGCUGUCUCCACCUCAUGUAGCUCAGAUGUGGGCAGCCCUGUGUUUUUUGAUGACACACUGAGUGAGCGUGGUGGGCCUUCUCCGAGAGAGCUGGUGGAGGAGCAGCAGGGCUACGACUCCCACAUCUGUCACCUGGAGAACAAUGAGAGUCAGUAUGUAAACAGACUAGACUCACCUCAGAGUUUGAGGAGCCUCCCGCAUAAGCUCCGCUUCAAAGGGCCCGCUGGUUGCAGCGAUGGAGGGGAGACGUCUCCAUCCUCUGAUACCAGAACCAGUGGACCACCUGUAGCAACAGUGUGGCCAAACAUCCAGGUGGGGAACCACCAGCAGGCGGGAUGGGACAGUCGGACACAGAGUCAGGCUCCUUGGGCCAGGGAGGAGGCCUGUGGUGGACUUGGGCCGCAGUAUCAGGGUCUGUCCUCUGGACAUUGUAAUUCCUCCUCCCUGCAGAACUCCAGGGACACCAAGUACUCGACAGAGGACGCCAGUCUCAGGUCUCAGAUGAGCUGUUUGUCUCAGGAAGUGGCUCAGCUCAAGAGACUCUUCUCUCAGCAGCUGCUGUCCAAGAUCGCUUAACGCCUGAGCACAAGGACUCAAGUUAGUAGACAGAUUUCACACUACAUCUUUACAAACCAUCGAUCUUACAGACUGCUGACUUCCCACAGAACAGCAUUACCCCAGUGUUAACAGCUACCUCUGAAGUGACAAACACCUGCUUCACAGGAAAAGCUUAGUUUUGGAGCCUGUUUGUUCUGUGAUGGUCAGCACACCACUUCCAGAAAACACUAACGUAUUUUAAAAUAAUGCUUAAUGAAGGCAAAACUCUGUUGUUGAUUUCAUGAGAUUUGGAGGACGCUGUACAUUUCUGAUUACUUGACUGAACAGGUCUGUCAGAAACACUGCACAUAAACAUGUUAGAUACAACACAAAGCACACGGUUAUAAUUUUUGGACUUUUGGGGAGUGUACUUAUUUUUGUGAUCAUUAUAUUGUUUACUGUAUCUGAUUUAUCUUAUGACAGCAAGGUACAUACAACUGCAUAUUUCAUUGUUGUUCAGGAUUAUAAAUGAAGUGAACUGCACUUGGAAAUAAAUGUAUUUUAUAUAAAUGACAAAUGUUUUCAGUCUAUUUUACAUUACAAACCAUCUGCAUUCAGUUUCACUGUAAUAGCAAGGCAUACACUGUCUUUGACUGUAAUAUAUCUGUAUUUACAGUAAUAAUGAUGCAAAUUCAUCAAAUGAAAUGUGUGUGACAGUUAUAGUAAUGCAAUCACAUUACUGUUUUGUAUUUGUUCUAAAGGCCAAAACUAUUUUAAGAGAUAUGGUCAUAAACAUGCAUUAUGUAAGUUUUAAGCCUUUUAAGAUUGCAUUUUGCAUUACACUCAGGUCAGGAGAGGCUCUGGUAAAAAAAAAAAAAAAAAAAGCUAACCCAGCUAAGGCAGACUGAGCUAUGGUAGGUGUGGCACUGGAGUGGAAAGGUGCACUGCGCAAGAGUGCAAUAUGUCACAAAUUUCAUUUUUAGCUGAACUGAUACAAUUUAAAUGUAAGGCCUUUACUUCCUUUAAUAAAUGCUUUAAGACUGGAAAAAUCA
Messenger RNA from Sander lucioperca (pikeperch), 2736 nucleotides. Its product is annotated as nuclear factor interleukin-3-regulated protein-like. Gene Ontology annotation, molecular function: DNA-binding transcription factor activity; DNA binding. NCBI's taxonomy places the organism in Eukaryota, Metazoa, Chordata, Actinopteri, Perciformes, Percidae. Bases 464 to 1723 code for a protein of 419 amino acids. Gene Ontology annotation, biological process: regulation of DNA-templated transcription; circadian rhythm. The record is from RefSeq and is a predicted model, not a curated record. The transcript is spliced from 2 exons. Gene Ontology annotation, cellular component: nucleus.